CCAUCUCUUCUGCUCGUAGAAUCAACGCUGAGCAGAUCAGAAGAGCGAGAGAGAAGGGAGAGGACGAGCGCUAAAGAGAGGGCUGCCCCCGUCCACUUGACCAACUGGAGGACUCCAGACUUCCACAAAACUUAUGGCUGCAUGAGAAAUCCCGUUCUUCUUCCCCCGCUCUCUCUCUCUUUUACCGGGAUCUGUGGGCUACCAAUUCUCUCCUGAUCACAAGUUGUCACAGAGUUUUUUUCUUCCAGUCGCUCUAAAGAAAUAAUCGAUCCACAUUUACUGUGGACGUCCCGCGACGGCCAUGGAUACCCACAUAAGAUGGAAAGUUAAAAGGAGGUUAAGGGACGCGCAACUCACUCUAGCGAUAAUUAUAUUUUUUGUCACUUCAGAAGCCCGUUCAGCAGAACCUGCGGAUCUCUUGAAGAUUUUAGAUUUUCACAGUUUGCCUGAGGGUGUAACGAAAACCACGGGAUUCUGCUCGCAUAGGAAGUCCGCGAAAGGCCCCGACGUGGCCUACAGAGUAACCAAAGAUGCCCAGCUCAGUACCCCUACCAAACAGCUCUACCCUGCUUCUGCGUUUCCGGAGGACUUCUCCAUCCUGGCCACUGUGAGGCCGAAGAAGGGCAGCCAGGCCUUCCUGCUGUCGCUGUACAACGAGCAGGGCAUUCAGCAGCUGGGCCUGGAGGUUGGACGCUCGCCCGUCUUCCUGUAUGAGGACCACACAGGCAAGCCCGGCCCCGAGGACUACCCGCUCUUCCGGGGCAUCAACCUGUCCGACGGAAAGUGGCACCGUGUUGCAAUCAGCGUGCACCAGCAGACCAUUACGCUCAUCCUGGACUGUAAGAAGAAGUUGGUACGCACCCUGUCGCGCUCGGCGCACCCCAUCAUCGACACCAAGGGUAUUGUGGUAUUUGGCACACGUAUCCUGGAUGAGGAGGUCUUUGAGGGUGACAUCCAGCAGCUGCUGGUUGUGUCCGACCACCGUGCAGCCAUGGAUUACUGUGAGCAUUACAGCCCCGACUGUGAGGUGGCCGCCCCGGAACAGCCCCAGAACCAGGACCCCAACACUGACGAAUACAACACAGAGGAGGACAGCUACUACUACGAGUACCCCUACUACGAGGACCAGGACAUGAAGGCUGAGGACGGCACCGCUGCACCUGAUGAGGAGCUGACUGUCGAAGGUGGAGACCGCAUCAUAACCUCCGUCACCUCUGUGGGUGGAGGCGCAAGCUCAUCCAGCAGCAGCAGCACGGGCAGUAGCAGUAGCCGAGGGGCCGCCGAGUCACACACCGACACCGGCGCCGGCGCCUCGGACACCUAUGAGGGGUACGAGGACGGCUACGACUCCUACUACGACGAGGCCAGCCCUGCACCGGACACCAGCAGCAGCAGCAGCAGCUCCAGCUCCAGCCACCGGGUCACCAUCACCGGCGCCGGCACGGACACCGAGCUGGACCUGGGCUUGGGCGGCAAGGUGGACCUGGGAACCGGAGCCGAGGUGGAGAGGGUCAUCACCACCGGAGGAGGAGCUGGCAGCUCAAGCACCAUCACCAGGAUCAUCAACAGCACUGCCGUGGCUGGUGGCGAGGGCUACGAUGACGGCUACGGCGAGGGCUACGACUCGUACUCGUACGGCGAGGGCUCAGACUACAGCGUUGGCACCGGUGGCGGCAGUAGCAGUAGCAGCAGUAGCCAUGGCGGCGGCUCCAGCAGCAGCAGUCACACCAUCACCAUCGGAGGUGGCGCCGCCGGAGGAGGAGGAGGAGGAGGAGCAGGAGGAGCAGGAGGAGCAGGAGGAGCAGCAGGCAACGGCAGCUGGAGCACGGUCACCAUCGGAGGCGGCUCUGUGUCGGCGGGAGGCGGCUCUGUGUCGGCGGGAGGCGGCUCUGUGUCGGUGGGAGGCGGCUCUGUGUCGUCGAGAGGCGGUGGUGCCAGCGCGGGGGCAGGUGCCGGGGCUGGCUCAGUCGCCACGGGAGCAGGACAGGGUGGCCUAGGCGCAGAGAUGGAUUACGAGGAUCUGGACAUUAAGGAUUACGACGACAAGGAAAUUAAAGACAUCUAUGAGAGCUACCCCGACUACUACACAGACGCGGACAAGGAUACACUGCCCGCCGUGACCGAGUAUGGACAAGGACAGGUGGAUGGAGCCAGGGGAGAGAAGGGACAAAAAGGAGAGCCUGCUGUCAUUGAGCCUGGAAUGCUGGUGGAGGGGCCACCUGGUCCUGAAGGCCCAACUGGUCUGCCCGGUCCCCCAGGUUCCAGUGGCCCUCCGGGCAGUCCCGGAGAUCCAGGCGAGAGGGGCCCAAAUGGUCGCGCUGGUCUUCCUGGUGCUGAUGGUCUACCAGGGCCCCCUGGGACAGUCUUGAUGUUGCCUUUCCGCAUGAGCUCUGGAGAUGGAGGUAGCAAGGGUCCAGCUGUGUCCGCUCAGGAGGCCCAGAUGCAGUCCAUGAUGCAACAAGCCAGACUUGCCAUGCGUGGCCCCACUGGCCCUAUGGGUCUCACAGGUCGCCCAGGACCACUGGGUCCUAGUGGUCCUCCCGGACUGAAGGGAGAGUCUGGUGAAUCUGGUCCACAGGGUCCUCGUGGUCCUAUGGGCACCUCUGGACCUUCAGGAAAGCCUGGCCGCAGGGGUCGUGCUGGUGCUGAUGGAGCCAGAGGAAUGCCUGGCCAGACCGGUUCCAAGGGUGACAGGGGUUUCGAUGGCCUUGCUGGACUUCCCGGAGAGAAGGGACACAGAGGUGAAUCUGGACCUCAGGGACCACCAGGGCCACCAGGAGAGGAUGGAGAGAGAGGAGAUGAUGGAGAUAUCGGACCUAGGGGACUUCCAGGUGAAUCUGGACCUCGUGGUUUGUUGGGACCUAAAGGACCUCCAGGGGCCCCUGGACCUCCUGGUGUGACUGGAAUGGAUGGCCACCCCGGACCCAAAGGAAACAUUGGACCUCAGGGAGAGCCAGGACCUCCAGGACAGCAAGGCGGCCCUGGUGCUCAGGGACUACCAGGGCCUCAGGGAGCAAUUGGAGUACCUGGAGAGAAGGGUCCAACUGGAAAACCAGGUCUGCCCGGUAUGCCAGGAGCUGAUGGCCCACCAGGUCACCCAGGCAAAGAGGGCCCAUCUGGAGAGAAAGGACAUCUGGGACCAUCUGGUCCUCAGGGCCCCAUCGGAUAUCCUGGACCCAGAGGAGUGAAGGGAGCUGAUGGAGUCCGUGGCCUGAAAGGACACAAGGGUGAAAAGGGCGAGGACGGAUUCCCAGGCUUUAAGGGAGACAUGGGUAUAAAGGGCGACCGGGGAGAGCUCGGACCUGCUGGACCCAGAGGAGAGGACGGUCCUGAGGGACCCAAAGGAAGGUCAGGUCUCCCUGGAGACUCUGGUCCUCUUGGAGUAAAUGGAGAAAAGGGUAAAUUGGGUGUGCCCGGGUUGCCAGGUUACCCAGGAAGACAAGGACCAAAGGGUUCUCAGGGAUUCCAAGGAUUCCCAGGCGCCAAUGGAGAUAAGGGCACCAGGGGAACAGCAGGCAAGCCAGGCCCAAGAGGUCAGAGAGGACCAACGGGACCACGUGGAGAGAGGGGACCCAGGGGUCCAACAGGAAAAGCUGGACCAAAGGGUAACUCAGGAAGCGACGGCCCCCCAGGACCUCCCGGUGAACGGGGUCUGCCAGGGCCUCAGGGUCCAACUGGAUUCCCCGGACCAAAGGGACCCCCUGGGCCAGCUGGGAAAGAUGGACUGCCCGGACAUCCAGGACAGAGAGGAGAGACUGGUUUCCAAGGCAAGACUGGACCUCCAGGACCUCCUGGUGUGGUUGGACCUCAGGGCCCCACAGGUGAGACUGGACCAAUGGGAGACCGAGGGCACCCUGGACCCCCAGGCCCUCCAGGUGAGCAGGGUCUGCCAGGAGCUGCCGGAAAGGAAGGAGCCAAGGGAGAUCCAGGUCCUGCUGGCCCCUCUGGUAAAGAUGGUCCACCUGGCAUGAGAGGCUUCCCAGGAGAACGUGGUCUUCCAGGUGCAACGGGAGCCGAUGGUCUGAAAGGAAGCGAGGGACCCCCUGGUCCACCUGGCCCUGCUGGCUCUCCUGGUGAGCGUGGUCCUGCUGGCCCAGCUGGACCCACUGGUCUGCCAGGUCGGCCUGGACCGCAGGGACCUCCCGGUCCCACUGGCGAGAAGGGAGCACCAGGAGAGAAAGGACCCCAGGGCCCUGCUGGUCGCGAUGGCAUCCAGGGACCAGUAGGCCUGCCCGGGCCUGCUGGACCUCUCGGACCCCCUGGAGAGGAUGGAGAUAAGGGAGAGCUUGGUGAGCCUGGACAGAAGGGAAGCAAAGGAGAGAAAGGAGAACAUGGUCCCCCUGGUCCUACUGGACCACAAGGUCCCGUUGGUCAGCCCGGUCCAUCUGGAGCGGACGGCGAGCCCGGACCCAGAGGUCAGCAGGGUCUGUUCGGUCAGAAGGGAGACGAAGGCUCCCGAGGAUUCCCCGGACCUCCAGGUCCCGUCGGUCUACAGGGUCUGCCAGGACCUCCAGGCGAGAAGGGAGAGACUGGUGACGUGGGUCAGAUGGGUCCCCCUGGUCCUCCUGGACCCAGAGGCCCUGCCGGACCCACAGGAGCAGAUGGACCCCAAGGACCUCCAGGUGGCAUCGGUAACCCCGGAGCUGUUGGAGAGAAGGGUGAUUCCGGUGAAGCAGGAGAGCCCGGACUGCAGGGAGACCUCGGUCCUCCGGGUCCAAGAGGCGAGCGUGGAGAGAAGGGAGAAGGUGGUCCUGCUGGAGCUGCUGGACCUCCCGGUCCCAAAGGCCCACCCGGAGAUGACGGUCCUAAAGGCAGCCCUGGUCCAAGCGGUUUCCCUGGUGAUCCUGGUCCUCCUGGCGAGCCUGGUCCCGCUGGUUUGGAUGGAUUACCUGGUGACAAGGGUGAUGACGGAGAGGCUGGUCAGCCGGGUUCCCCUGGACCCACUGGUGAGGCAGGUCCUUCUGGACCACCAGGAAAGAGGGGUCCGCCUGGACCUGCUGGGCCUGAGGGAAGACAGGGAGAGAAAGGAGCCAAGGGUGAGUCUGGUCUGGACGGUCCUCCUGGAAAGACUGGCCCAGUUGGACCUCAAGGUGCUCCUGGCAAACCUGGUUCUGAGGGUCUGAGAGGCAUCCCCGGUCCAGUGGGAGAACAAGGUCUUCCCGGUUCCCCCGGCCCUGAUGGACCACCAGGACCCAUGGGUCCUCCCGGCCUGCCAGGACUGAAGGGAGACAGUGGUCUGAAAGGUGAAAAGGGUCACCCAGGUCUUAUUGGAUUGAUCGGACCGCCCGGAGAACAGGGAGAGAAGGGAGACCGAGGCCUGCCUGGACCCCAGGGUCAAUCCGGACCUAAAGGAGACAAUGGUAUUGCUGGCCAAACCGGUCCUCUGGGCCCCAUCGGACCCCCAGGAUUGCCUGGUCCUCCUGGCCCCAAGGGAGCCAAGGGCUCUUCUGGUCAAACAGGUCCUAAGGGAGAAUCUGGUGUUCCUGGGCCCCCUGGUCCUCCUGGUCCUCCCGGCGAUGUCAUCCAUCCUCUGCCUAUGAUGCACAGCCCCAAGCGUGCCAAGAGGAACAUCGACGCCAGCCAGCUGAUGGACGACGACGCCAACUAUAAGGAUUACGACGAUGGCAUGGAGGAGAUCUUUGGCUCGCUCAACUCCCUGAAGCUAGAGAUCGAGCAGAUGAAGCACCCGCUGGGCACCCAAACAAACCCCGCCCGCACCUGCAAGGACCUGCAGCUCUGCCACCCAGAAUUCCCCGAUGGUGAAUACUGGAUCGAUCCCAAUCAAGGCUGCUCACGUGAUGCCUUCAAGGUCUACUGCAACUUCACCGCAGGAGGCGAGAGCUGCAUCUUCCCCGACAAGAAGAGCGAAGGGAGCAAAAUGGCUCGCUGGCCCAAAGACUCCCCUGGCACUUGGUAUAGUCGCUACAAGCGCGGUUCUCUGCUCUCGUAUGUGGAUGCGGAGGGUAACCCCAUCGGCGUGGUGCAGAUGACCUUCAUGCGGUUGCUCAGCGCCACAGCCCGCCAGAACCUCACAUACAACUGCUACCAGUCGGUGGCGUGGCACGACCCGGACUCGGACUCGUACGACAAGGCUGUCCGCUUCCUGGGCUCCAACGAUGAGGAGAUGUCUUACGACAACAACCCCUACAUCCGAGCUGUUGUGGACGGGUGUGCGUUGAAAAAGGGCUAUGAAAAGACUAUUCUAGAGAUCAGCACACCGAAGGUGGAACAGGUACCUUUCGUAGACAUCAUGUUCAACGACUUCGGCGGAGCGACACAGAAGUUUGGCUUCGAAGUGGGACCUGCCUGCUUCAUCGGCUAAGACUGUUCUCUGAACGCCCAAAGAAAAAAAAGAAAGAAAAACACACACUCACUCACAAUCUUCUCAUUCUCUCAGAAACUUAACAUGAGAAAGAAUUCUGACUUAUUUGUAAAGUAUUUGUGUCUCCAUGCAAAGAAACCAACAAAAAAAAACAUGUAUUACACAAUAUCAAGAUAACAAUAAAAAUCAAAUUGGGAAAAAAAAUAAAGGAAGAAAAAAUUCUAUAAUAAAAAAAUGCUAAAAAAAAUCACAGCAACCUUGUAACCUCAGUUUACCCUCUCCCUCACAUGCAAGUUUUGAAACUGGAUGAGACCCACGCUAGCUAGCUCCACCUGUCUGUCCCCGUGACCUCUGGCCUCUGACCCCCAUCUCACCUUUCACUUUUUGCCAUGACCCUUGGCCUCCUCCAUCUCUCCCUCCAUCCCCUCUACUCUCCCAUCCCCUCCACCAUUCCUCCGCUAAGGCCCAGUCUCUUGCUCCCCCAGCCGCAAGGCCAGGACUGGUCAUCAGCACGCUGGUCUCUUUCCAUGUGAUGUGGCCAUUUUCUUCCUUCAAUCUGGUCCCAGUUCCCUCCCCCUUUCCCUCGUGCGUCUGUCCUGUGUGCAGUCAUUCAUUCUUGCUAUGCUUUUGUUUUGUGCAUAAUUCUCUCCCCAUUCUUUUGAAUGGUGCUUAUUAUAUAAAUAUAUAAAUAUUUUUUGUAUGUUUGUAAGUACUUUCUGUAUAUUUUUUUCUGAUAAUGUGUCUGUGUUUUUUAUAUUUCUGGCUUCAAAACGUGCAUGUGAUAAAUGGAAGAUGAGGAAAAGAGAUGCUGUUCCCCUCCCCCCUCUAAAACCACUCUGAAUUGGAUGUGACCGCCCAAAUAAAACAAGAAACUAAGGUGGUACUGUCUUGUUACCAGUGUAAAGCACGUCUUAAUUGUAAUUUAACAAAUCAAAAAGAGUGACAAUAAAAGUCAGAAAAAAGCACACGAAGCAAUGAUGUGAGCAUUGAUUUGCCCGAAAGAAAGAAAGGUUUUUUCUCCUGGUGGAAAGCAAUCCUGGGCCACCGUGCGCUCAGAGGUAGACCAGGAGUCGAGCGGACAUCAUCAGCCUGCGGUCAUGGCAAUCUGUUGUCAUGGCGACUGGCGGGCGCGGCUUUUAUUCCCCCCCUCCUCCCCCAGCACUUUUCCUCGCUUCUUGUAACCCCCUGUCGGAAGAACAGUUGCACAGCGGGACAAGUUGUCACGUUAUCGAGGAACACAACAGUCGUAAAACUAGGUGCUACUUCCUCUUCUCUGUGGUGCUAUGUAUUGUUUUGUUUUUCAAAUUUUUUUUACUGUUAAUAAAAAAAUGAUUCACUGACAUUUUUUGUCCGACUGUUAGCGCGUCUCCCUGCCACUUACCUUUCCCUAUGACAGGGGGCGCCAUGCUGUGCCUGAGCGGGAAAUAUUUUACUGCAUGCCAAUCCAUCAUAUUCACUCAUAGAACAGAUUGUUGUUUUAUUUCGUUGUUGUUAUUUGCUGUCAUGUAUUUUUGUUUUCAGUGUUUACGUCGGAUGUCUUUCUUUUCACGGCCCACACAGAAAUCCACACUUGUCAAAGGACUGAGUGAGCACUGCAGAUUGUAGGAGGAAAUCAGAUCAGUCCUGCCACACCUUACUAGUGCAAUGCUAAUAUGCUAAAGUCGCUAUAACGGUAGCCAUAGUCCGAAUGUCAGCUGAAAGUGGCCAUCAUUGCUGAUGCAGGAAAGGGAGUGUUCCCUGACUAGCUGCCACGCCCAGCCCAGCUUGCUGGCUACAAGUGCCCCUUUACUCUUUAGACCUCUCUCUGUCCUUGUGCUUGUUGGUGGAGGGGUGUUCCAGUCUUCCGGGUGUCAGUGGAAAGGGGUGCGGUGGGGGUGCUAAAUCACCCUCCCUCUCCCUUAAGAAUUCCAAAGCUUUUUGCCAAGGAGGAGAGCCUUAGUCGAUGUACCUGAUGAUCCUCCAGUCUCCUGCCAAAGUCCUUUCUUUCUUCUUAUCCUUCCUUUCCUUUCAUCUUCAGAGACUUGAAGGCCACAGUCACUUAAUUUAAAGACCUAAUGUUCAUAUAUGGAGGACUGUCGCUGGUUGCCUUUUUAUGCCGUACGAGUGUGCAGGUCCCCACCCCCCUUUUUAUGGAGAGUAGGAGCAGGUAUCUCAUCACACUGCACAUUAAGAGGAGCCACUUGAGAGUAAUAAAUAUUAUUAAUUUUAUUUUAUAUUGUAUUGUUUAAAUUUUUUCCUCUGGCUUACUGAAUGGGGAUGGAGAAAGACAAAAUCAAGCUUAUGUAGAGCGCUUGGGUUCAAGUUAAUCCGCUAUGAUCCAGCUCUCUAUUUGCCACUAGUCAAUGCGCAUUGUACAAACCACAAUCUAGCUUGUCACCACUGCAUCGCCUGCUAUGAUGCCCUUACUUCUCUAUCGUUUUUUUUGUAUUUUUUUAUUGACUUGAAUGACUUUAAAACCACAGACAUAGUAUCGGAAUAUCACCUUAAACAUUUGCUCUCGAUUCACAAAAAGCAAUAAAACUAAUUUCUGUAAAUGUUUUAAAACCAGCAGCCAUGCUGCCAAUUAAGAUUUCUUUUCUUUUCUUCUUUUUUUAUUUUUAUUUUGUCUUUCUCCCUUUUUUUGGAAAUAUAAUGUGCAUUCUUUUUCCAAGUUUUUUUUUUCUCCUUGUCAAACCUGUGUAAGAAAGGAUAGAUGAUAUAUUGGUUUUUAUGUCAAUAAAUUCAAGUUUACUGUGGCCACACACUCUUGUAUGUCUUUUGAAGCAUUAAAACGUAUCUGUAUGCAUGAGUUGAAGUUCUUCCUCUCCUUGUUAUACAUUCAGAUGACUUGAUCUCCAGCCCACAAUUUUAUUCCGAAACAUUAUCUAUUUCAAGAGUGCCUCUUUGAUAAAGCAAGCUGUCAUGCAUUGUGAAUUGGGGAGAGAGCAGUGAUCAUGUAACUCUCUACCUAAGCCAUUGUUUUUUGUAGUAUAUUUAUUGUAUUAUUUAAAAAAAUAAAUGUAAAUGGACACCA
This is a messenger RNA of Alosa sapidissima (American shad), 9335 nucleotides long. RefSeq names its product procollagen, type V, alpha 1 (gene col5a1). The coding region runs from base 302 to 6322 and encodes 2006 amino acids. The transcript is spliced from 65 exons. The record is from RefSeq and is a predicted model, not a curated record. NCBI's taxonomy places the organism in Eukaryota, Metazoa, Chordata, Actinopteri, Clupeiformes, Clupeidae. Gene Ontology annotation, molecular function: extracellular matrix structural constituent.